UUAACCCAAACAGCGAUCUUUUCCUAAACCUACCCAAGUUAUUUUGAUGCCUAAAACAAAACAAACCAAACAGUUUAAUAUAACAAUAUGUUUAACCGGGACGCAAACUCCAAAGUCCUAACCAUUCUAACCGCUCUGUACACAACAUCAAAUGAUGAAUCAAAUGAUAAAUACAGUAACGACUUUAUUUUGUGGUGAUGACGUUUAGAAUACACUGGCUGCUGUAUUGCCAUAGUAGCGGCAGAUAUAACGGAUUUCCGACCUUCCUUGUGUGGCCGUAAUAGGAUUUGUCGUCAGAAACAUUUGUUCAAUAUGAUUGGAUAAACAAUGUUUCGCAGACGUUGAAUAUUCAUAACUUGCCUUCGCCGUCAUGGGAAAACAAAUCACCUCCUGUAGCCAUGUUUUCUUGUUGUCAUUCAGUAGAUGUCACAAAGAAGACAACGCCGUGGUGCUAAACCGAACUUAGACGCGACUACUCCUGUACGGCGGUUACAUGUUAUUGUGGUUUGGACUGCUGAUGGACCGCUUGCAGAGGCCAUGAGACAAGUGGCAUCAACAAUGUAUAUCAGUUCCCUCCUGCGAGACGUCCUCAGGCUGGAGAGAAAACGUGUGGCCACACAUUUAGUUCAGCAGAGAGCUUUGUCGGGGGCAGAUGCUGUCAAUGCCCUCAGACCGUUUUAUUUUGCAGUCCAUCCCGACUUCUUCGGUCAAUAUCCCAGGGAACGGGAAGUGAAUGAGAAUUCAUUAAAGAAGCUAAAUGGCUAUCUGGACAAUCUGCAGAAGCCUGGCUCACGCUCAGUUCAGCCAAUGAAGCUCACCUUUUAUUUGAGGGACACUAAGGAUGGCAGUGAUGUGCAGCCAGACAUCCUCAACUCAGGGUUCCGGUCAGUGAGUUUUACCCUGCGCACAAAUGAUGUCUUGGGCACAGUGAUGAACAUCUUGAAGUCCUGCAGCUUGCCUGUGGAGCACAUGAAGGGAUUGAAAGCAAGUACAGGGACAUCUAAAAGUCCACUUAAUGCAGGGAUGCCUUUCUACAGACCUAUCGUAUGGGAUAAGAGUUACUACGCAUUCACUGGCUUCAGAGACCCUGAACAAGAGCUGGAACUGGCCAGGAGAGUGGAGCCAACACUCAGUGUAUGGUUGAGAAACAAUGAGCCUGAGGCAACAAAGAAGCACAUUGCUAGUCUUCCACGGAGAGAAGAGCUGAACAGACUGAAGGAAGAACUGUGUCACAAAUUUUAUCUGGCUGAUAUCAGGUGGCAGCGUGGCUGGGGGCUGGCCCACAGGUGCUCUCAGCUUCAGAGUCUGAGCCGACUGUCUCAGCAGAACCCUGAAGCUCUGAUCAACCUGCAAGGACACACUGUUGUGUUUGCUGACCAGUCAGGGAUGAACGCUUCUGGACACGUCAUGCUGGGAACUAUGGAUGUUCAUCAUCAGUGGACUAAAUUAUUCGAGCAGCUGUCCAGCUAUCGCAGCCUGCAGCAGCAAACAGACUGGCUGAAGGAGAGGAUCAGCCUUCUCCUGGGUGGAACUAAGGUGAUCCAUAUGGAGAGGCUGGGACCAGUCCAGCCCAUCACUGAGCACUACAGCACCCUCAGCACUUUCCACAAGAACCUGAUGUCCCAACACCUUCACCUGCACCCCAGGAGCCUGCAGGGACUCACCAUGUUGUUAGAGAAUGAGCGCUCUAACCCCAGUCUUCAUGAGAUGGGGCACUUCAUUAUCCCCAGCAACUGUGAGCCUCCCAAGUUGCAGGUCUUCCUCCAGAGCCACGCCCCUGAGGCCAGACGGCGCACCCAGCACAAUCACCAACUGCAGGCAGAGGAAGAGGCUAUGGUGAAGCUGUGUCUCCAAAGACUGUCUUUAAGGAGUCUGUCCAAGGAGCCCAGUGUCAGCUCCAGCCAGAUGAUCCUGUGCUGUAAAAGACUGGUGGAACAGAGCCUCCCCCUUAUGCAGGGCCUCCACAUCUGUGUUUCCCACUUCUUCUCAGUCAUGCAGGAUGGAGAAUUGUGUGUCCCCUGGGACUGGAAGAGUUAACCUGGAGGGACAUGGUACUAAGCUGCAGGAUUUUCAGACAAUCCGAGACAGCGGUUGGAAAUUGUUCAAACAGAAAAUAGGCAUGUUUGUUAUAUGUCAUAUGCUCCCGGUUCAUUUUUAAGGUAAAAAUUUGGAGAACAAAUAUUAUAUUAUACGGUUCAUUCAAGCUGACCAAUAUGUGAUUGUCCAAUUAGAAGCCGGAAAAUCCAGAUAGAAGAAGUGCAAAGCUCAGUGUUUCCCAACAUGGGGGUAAGAAAGAUUAAUCACAACAAAGAGAAAAGAUGAAAAACACAAUGCUGUAGAACAUUAUUAUGUUCUUUUUUUUUUACGUUCUCGAAUGUUUGCAGAAAGAAAUUGACCUCUUCAGCAAUCACAAAAGUCUGAGAACCAAAUAGUGUUCACUUAAACUGUGAUAAGUGAUGUGGGUAGGCAUUGCUUGACCAUUGCUAGGGUCACAAGCCUAAAAACUUGGGAACCCCUGGAAGAGUUGCAAUAUGACUGAAGUUUGUAUAUUUAAAGGCACAACUGUGUGAAAGUGUGGCAAAAAGCCUGUUGUCAUGAUCAUGGCUGAAAUGCAAUGAUUCAUAAAUAUGAGGAUAACA
Molecule: messenger RNA, 2639 nt
Organism: Scatophagus argus
Lineage: Eukaryota; Metazoa; Chordata; Actinopteri; Scatophagidae
Gene: tcaim
Product: T cell activation inhibitor, mitochondrial
Exons: 11
Coding region: 424-2037 (537 amino acids)
Cellular component (GO): mitochondrion
Source: RefSeq, a predicted model, not a curated record